UCUCUUACAAACCAGCUUGACUGUGGGGAAGAUGAAUUUAAUAGUAAAGAAGCUGUGCUGUUGGUCAGCAUCCUAUCUAUACUGUAUCGGUUUCUGGAUCCUUCUUCUCAGCAGUAUGUGCAGAUGCUCUCAUGGAUUGUCAAAGUUUGUAAAGAAACCAGUUAUGAGGAUGUCCAGUUCUGUAAAAGUGCAAUGACUCUUCUGUUCAGCAUGCAUUCUCUGUUCAAGAGUCCAGUGAGCAUACUCCGGGAGCUCUGUCAGGACAUUCACGGACACCUCGGUGAUAUUGAUCAGGACAUCGAAGUAGAGAAACCAUCGCACUUCCACACUGUUAAUGUAAAGACUGCAGCUCCUACUGUCACUGUUUUGGUUCUAGGACAAGCUGCAAAGGUGUUGGAUGAAGUGGAAUGGUUAAUUGCAAAACUGAAAACACAGACUGGUUCAGAGAAGAAAAAUGAUGGCAAUGACACUCAAGCUACAAAUUCUAGGGAACCUAUAGAAAAGGCUGUUAUUCUGCAGCUGGGUACAUUACUGACUGCCUGCCAUGAACUCAUCCAGACUGCCUUACCAACUGGAAGCUGUAUAGACACUUUAUUGAAGGAACUCACUAAGAUGUACACAACUCUGACUACUCUUCUCAAAUAUUACUUGCAGGUUUGUACUAAUCACAUGGGGGCUGUUCCUACACGUUUGGAAAAGUUGGUUAAACUCUCAGGCUCACAUUUAACACCUCAAUGCUAUGCCUUCAUUACAUAUACA
This is a messenger RNA of Staurois parvus, 759 nucleotides long. NCBI's taxonomy places the organism in Eukaryota, Metazoa, Chordata, Amphibia, Anura, Ranidae. The record is from the annotation of a GenBank genome assembly.